AGCUUAGUCGAUUAUCUCACUGAUGGACUCAAUUUUCUAUGGAGAUGAUGCCUCUCAUGAUCAUGGUGGAUGUUGUGCGAAUCGAGAGCGAGCUGAAAAGGCGAGGCAGGCCAAGCUGAGGGCGGAUCUAGAAGCAGCUAAUGCCCAAUUACAUGUCCCUGGUCAGGACGGUCAGGCGUUCACUACUAGAUUGACGAUCCAUACGGCGGUAGAGAAAUCAUUGAGGAGCCCUGAUGGUACUGGUCUGUCCAGGCCAGAAGGAGAUUUCCACCAGUCAUCACCUUCUGAUGAAGCUGAUGAUGGCGCAACUUCGCUGACUGCAGAGCGGCUUGUGUCUCUGAAGGUGCCUCUGGUGAACUUCAGCAGAGUUGCUCGAAUGACUGUCGGUGGAGAAAACGGUGGGAAACCCGUCCUGGUGUGCCUUUCACCGUGCACGGGCAGCGAGGAACCUCAAAAUCAACCAUGGAUCAAGGUGUUCCGUCAUGCCGCUGCCGAUAUAGCGUCUAAGGUCUGUUCUGCAGCUUGCAUCGUUUGCCUCCCCAACAACCCUACUGCUACCUGUGGUGACUCUGAGUGUCCAUGGAGACUGGAUCUACCCUCCAACACACCGCAGGAAGAACGGGCUAAAUUCAAUUUCGCAACGCAGUGUCUUCUGCCGAUGAUGAUGUUCGGCACAGACCCUGUGGUCGUCGCAUGGCGUGGGAAUGGUAUCAGUGGAAUGAUAUGCGGUAAAGAGAAGCUCUCAGAUCCUGCUGCUGUCAAUCCUGAGACUUUAUCUAACAUAACUGGCAUUUCUAAUACACCCGAUGUAUAAGGAACUGUUUC
Perkinsus marinus ATCC 50983 is the source of this 825-nucleotide messenger RNA. RefSeq lists its product as hypothetical. NCBI's taxonomy places the organism in Eukaryota, Perkinsozoa, Perkinsida, Perkinsidae. The coding region runs from base 23 to 814 and encodes 263 amino acids. The record is from RefSeq and is a predicted model, not a curated record. The transcript has 6 exons.